This is a messenger RNA of Paramecium octaurelia, 866 nucleotides long. NCBI's taxonomy places the organism in Eukaryota, Ciliophora, Oligohymenophorea, Peniculida, Parameciidae. The record is from the annotation of a GenBank genome assembly.
AUGCGAAUUGCUCAACAUAGCAAGUCCUGUCAAAUUCUUUUACAAAAAAAAAUCUUCACUUUUGAUGACUAGGAAUUAGUUAACACUGCGGAAUCGACACCUAAUUCUUCAGGAAAUUCAGAAAAACCGUAACUAGUGACAUUCAGAAGUUAAAUACUUCCUGAUUCUAAAAUAGCGAGAGAGCUUCAUGAAGCCUCUAUCUAAUCACAUUGGUACGGUGAAACACCCAAAGAGUAUAUAGAUAAACGUAUUGUGAAGCUCAAGAAACUAAAAUGUAAAUUUUGUUUAUAUGUUAUUUUUAGUCGAAAAAGUUGUUGUGUUGGAUUUAGAUGAGACUCUAAUAUAUCACAAAAAUAAUCAGACUUUGGUUCGUCCCUUUUGUAAAGAAUUUUUGGAAAGAUUAUCAAGGAUAUGUACUUUGGUACUUUUUACUGCUGCAAAACAAGACCACGCAAUAAACGUAAUUUAAUCCAUAAAUUUAAAGAUGUUAAAAAUUAUAGAUCCAAAUAAAAAAUAUUUCAAGGCCAUUUGUACAUCAGAACACAUGAUUGACAAUGUUAAAGAUUUGAGAAUUUUUUAAACUGAUCUUAAAGAUAUUGUAAUUGUUGAAAAUUCUCCCAAAAAAUUUAUGUAUUUUCAUCUCAAUAAUAAGUGCAUAAAUCAAUAAUGGCAUACCGAUCUUACCUUACGAAGGCCAAUAAAAUGAUAAUUAGCUCGAAUUAUUACUUUCAUUCUUAGAAAUAGUGCUAUUGAUGGAUGACGUACGUGUUCAAUUAGCAAAUAUCUUUAAAUUAUAAAACUUUUAUAAAGAAUUAAAUGGAAAAUAAGCCAUAAACAAGUUAUACAAUCCUAAAAAAAUUUUAUGA